AUUGUGACUUUAGGGCUAUUUUUUUAGGAGUUGGUAACCCUGUGGGAAGUCCCAAAGUCGAAGUUCGAGAACAGUUUUAAGCAGAGGUUUUAAGUCUAAUUUAUUGGUCUCUGGUUUUAAGUUAGUGUCAUGUGUCAACAAUAAAUAAAGCUUUAUUUUUGGCUCUAUUUAUAAGUAAGGUGACAAUGUUGUCUUCCGAUGCCAGAAGUUCCCUAAAUUCCAAGAGUGAUAAUGAAACGUUUAUAUUAAACUUGGAUUCGAUUUCAAAGAUUGAAAAACAAUUACAAGAUAAUCCUUAUGAUAUGAUCUCUUUAGUGUUCCUGUUGUACGACGUGCCGGAUACGGCGCUGCAGAGAUUGAUGGUGUAUCAACGAGUGACGAGUGACGUCAGUGGAACAAAUAUUAAUUUGUUGCAAGAAUGGUACUGUCACGCCAGCAGUCGCCCUGACUGGCAACAUGAAUUAUUAGAAGCAUUAAUGAUAUGCCAAUUGAACUCCAUUGUGAAGAGCCUUGGUUUCCAUAUACCCACUAUGAGAGUAUUUUACCAAUCAAAUGAUCCCUUCAGCAGCAAGUACAUAAAUCCCGUAAAGAAAGUCCUUUAUCAUGCCUGUGAAAAUAUAAACUCAACUAAUCUUUUGAAAUUAAAAAAAUCACUUCUUUCAUAUGAUAUAAAUGUAAUGGAAUAUACCACUUGUGAGCUUAUAUUUUUAGAGCUCCUGUCCAAUAAAUUUAUUACUAUUAAUAAUAUUGGCCAAAAGAUUAAAACAAACCAGAACUGCAUAUGUAAUGUAGAAAACCUUGUGAAGAUCUUAGACAACUUAAAUGGAUUGAAAAAAGUGGCUAUGAAUUUGAGAUAUUUUCAAAGUAAAUUCAAUGAUGAAGAGGUGGAUUCAUUCGCGUCUGUCAAUGGAAGCAGCUCACCAUCACUUCCAGUGCCUCCUCUUGAUGGUACAAAAUUAAAGCAAGAUGACAAGAAUUAUGGAGCUGAAGAUUUCUCAGAGCUAUUCGACAUAAUAAAUAAUAUGCCAGAACCGCUUGAAAACAAUUUUAAAUCUGAUACAAUGUCAACUAAACAGAAUAGAUAUGAGAUAAAAAAUCCGGAACAACUAGGUGUUUGCAUAGUUAUAAACCAAGAGAAUUUUUAUCCAUCCAAAAAUAGUAUUGAAGACCACCAAAUUGUUCCAUUAGAAGAGAGAAAAGGAUCUAGUGUGGAUAAAAGGACUUUGGAAAGAACCAUGACAUCAUUAAAAUUUCAAGUUCACAGUUGCUCUGAUUUAGAUCAUGAUGAAAUGAUAGAAUUCAUCAAAAAGAAAAUUAAUAAACAUGUUACAUCAAAUGACAGUAUUUUUAUGUUGUGUAUACUGUCACAUGGUGUAAGGGACCAUGUGUAUGCUGCUGACUCUGUGAAAAUUAAAGUAGAGUCUAUACAAAAUCUGUUGGAUUCAGAUGAAAUGAGCCACUUGAGAGGCAUACCGAAGGUGUUUAUUAUACAAGCUUGCCAAGUUGAGGAUACACCUCAUCCUACAUUUGCUGCUGACAAUGUCCAAACAAAUUACUACUUGGGAAAAUUAGACUUCCUUAUUUACUGGGCCACUGCACCUGAAUAUGAAGCCUUCAGACAUGAGCAGACGGGGUCAUUAUUCAUUCAAGCUCUUUGUAAACUGUUGCGUCAAAGAGCUAAACAUGAUCACUUACAUGAAAUCUUUACACAAGUAAAUAACAAUGUUACCAAUCUGUGCACUAAGUUGCAGCGUGCACAAGUACCUCUCUUCAAAAGUACUCUGAGGAAGAAUUUAUAUUUACAAGUGCCAGAAUAACAUAAUAUUUUUAUUUAGAUAUAUUGUAAGUACUAAGAAUGAAGUGGUGAUAGCUUAGUUGGGAGUGGAAUGACAGCCAAGACAAAUGUCAGCAAGUUCAAAUCCAAAGGCAUACACCUCUGACUUUUAAAAAAAAAUAUGUGUGUAUUCUUUGUAAAUUAUCACUUGCUUUACGGUGAAGGAAAACAUCAUGAGGAAACUCUCAAUAGUAAAGGUAUCCCAUUGCCCAGCAGUGGGACAGUAUAUUAUACAGGGUUGAUAUUAUUAUUAUUAUAUACUAUGCUUUGCUCAUGCGCUCAUUCACUCCAACAUUAAUGACCUUUCCUGGUAUUGAAGUUCUGCUAAGUAUUUUAUGGGAUAAAAAUACCCUGAAUGUUAAUCCACACACAUUCAGUAUGUCAAAUUUCAUCUAAAUCCAUUUAGGUGUGUUUUAUUUGAUACUAAGUUCCAACAAAAAUCUUCAUAAACGUCAGGACCCCUCAGGAGCAACAUUAUUAAUAAGAUUAAUAAUAAAUUUUCAAUGCAUAAUAAUUUUAAUAUAAUUUAUAUUACUUAAUGUUGAAGUUGAUAUACUUAAAUAUUUAAGUUCCAAAGUAUGGAAUAAAAAUAGUUUUAACAAAAAUUAAACCACCUUCAAAAACCACUCAUGACCAAAAAAUAAUUUCACAUAACGGGUAUAUACUGAAUACCAAUUUUGGAGUCGGUGCCUAAUUGAAGUUGCUAGUUAAGAAAUAAUGGAUAUUAUGUAUUGUUUAUGUGUUGUCUGGCCCUGCUUAGUUUCACCAUUAUUACUUACAGGACCACGCAGCCCAUUAGCCAUAUUAUAUUAUGUUCCAACUAGAACAUGGACUACACAUAUAAUUUGAAAAGUAAUUAAGCACACAAACAUUUGUCUAUCAAUUGAGUACAUCAUCAGCAAUCAUAUUUAUCUAAGUAUACAAUUUUGUAUCAACUUUUUAGUUAUAAAAUAGUUUAGGUUUGAUAAUUGUAUUUAAUCAGGAAAUAAAAAGAUUAUAUGAGAGUU
This is a messenger RNA of Manduca sexta (tobacco hornworm), 2841 nucleotides long. RefSeq names its product caspase-8-like. The coding region runs from base 186 to 1817 and encodes 543 amino acids. NCBI's taxonomy places the organism in Eukaryota, Metazoa, Arthropoda, Insecta, Lepidoptera, Sphingidae. Gene Ontology annotation, biological process: proteolysis. Gene Ontology annotation, molecular function: cysteine-type endopeptidase activity. The record is from RefSeq and is a predicted model, not a curated record. The transcript is spliced from 2 exons.